CAGCAUUGUCUUUACAGACAGGAAGGAAAAAAGACGUAUUUCAGCCCACAUAGACUCGGUCACUUUUCAACACUUUCUACAUUACUUUGGUGCGUUCGGAGACUAUACAUUUAAACCUCUGCUUGUUUCUUCAUUGAAGUUAACGGGUGAAACCAACAAUUCUACGAGAUGGUUGAGUUCUGGAUUGCGUCUUCGUCACUCCUCGCUGGAGCGUACGUUGCUUGGAAAGGUUACAGUUGGUUUCGACGCAAACCAAAGCAAGUUGUGCGAUGGGAGGUUAUCCCUCCUGUCACCACACAAGGCUCUAUCAGACGGACAAGUGACAGCAGCAGUAGGUCCUCCACUACCGGCUUGAAGUCAUCCUGUCACAGAGCUGGAUUCUCGGAUCCUUUCUUAGAGGUCAGCUCCAGGGUUCCAACAGCCAGUUCGACACGGGGCAUUGAUUCUAAUAGAUUUCGUUCAAUUAAACACCAAACCAACAGAUCAGCUUUGAAUAAGGACUCUCUAGGAAGGAUCUGGCCCCAUGUGCCAUCCAGAGUUCAGUCAGAUCCAACUCUGGCGUCGGGAGAACCAGCCAAAGAGACGAAACAGGGAUUGUUGAUGGAGGAAGACUUCACGGACAUGUACGAGAUCCUGUCUCGAGUUGGGAGGGGGACCUUCGGCUCGGUGUACAAAGCGAUGAAGCUGGACUCACUAGACAUCGUGGCGGUUAAAAGGGUGCGGCAUGAAGGUGAUGUGGACAAUGCUUUGACAGAAGUGGAUAUACUCAAGUCACUUCAAGACUGCCCUAACAUUGUCCGUCUGUUGGACUGCUUCCAGCUCGAGUCCGAGAUAAUCAUCAUCAUGAACCUGGCCUCCGGCAGUCUCAAAGAUGUAGCUAUUGGACACAGAGAUUCUGAGUACAUCAUGAGCCUAUUUCUAGACAUCCAGUCGGCAGUUGGCUUCCUCCACGACAAGCUGAUCGCCCACAGAGACUUGAAACCUGCCAACGUACUUCUAGAAGGAAACAAGGCGAUUCUCGCGGAUUUUGGCUGCGCCAAGAACGUCCAGGGAUUCUACGGAAAGGAGGUGUAUAUUACGAGCACUGCAGGAACCUAUGCCUACAUGGCACCCGAGGUUCUCAGCAAUGUCCGCCUGUAUUCUGCCAUCAAGGCUGACGUGUGGUCUCUCGGAUGUAUAAUCUACUAUCUGCUGACAGGGGAAGACCUCUUUAUCGGCGAGUGUGUUGAACUUACCGUCGUGGAGCAUGCUGAAACCGUGGUGGAGUUGCCGGAGUUUGUAGACGUCAGUGCCAUCACUUCUAGUCUGGGUGACAGUAUGAAGGCAGCCCUCCAAUUCGACCCCGCAAACCGACCUCCUGCAUUUAUGCUGUGAGUGACUGAGUGAGUAUGGUUUUACGCCGCUUUUAG
Messenger RNA from Haliotis rufescens (red abalone), 1409 nucleotides. RefSeq names its product cyclin-dependent kinase 1-like. Lineage: Eukaryota; Metazoa; Mollusca; Gastropoda; Lepetellida; Haliotidae. Gene Ontology annotation, cellular component: cytoplasm. Gene Ontology annotation, biological process: peptidyl-serine phosphorylation; autophagy. Bases 169 to 1374 code for a protein of 401 amino acids. The transcript is spliced from 4 exons. Gene Ontology annotation, molecular function: protein serine/threonine kinase activity; ATP binding. The record is from RefSeq and is a predicted model, not a curated record.